AUGGGCCGGAAAAUCAUCCUUACUGGUUCCACGGGCAAGCUUGGCUCGGUGGUUCUGAAACACUUACUGAAGACACUGCCACCAACAGACCUAAUUGUGUCUGUCUAUAACCCCAAUGGCCACCAAGAACUCAAGUCCAAGGGCGUUGACGUUCGAGCUGGCAAUUUCGAUCAUCCCGAAUCGCUUGUGUCAACCUAUAAAGGUGGUGAUGCAUUGUUCUUGGUGUCCUUACCGUCUCGAGACGACAAGUACCGCAUUAAAAGUCAAAGCCAGGCAAUUGAUGCAGCGAAGAAAGCUGGCGUGAAGCAUAUCUACUACACAUCGCUUGCUUUCCCCGAUGGAAGCGAAGCCAAUGUCAUGAAGGCCCAUUUUGCCACCGAAGACUACAUCAAGCAGUCCGGGUUGAAUUACACUAUCAUCCGCGAAGGGUCCUACAUGGAAAGCUACCCUGUCUACCUUGGCUUGUACGAUACUUCGUCUGAUAAAGUGGUGGUGCCUGGUGAUGGGAAAGUUGCCUUUGCUGAUCGAGCAGAGCUAGGCGAGGCUACAGCGAAGAUCAUUGCUAGUGGCGAGUACGUAGAUGAGACGGUGACUUUGACCGGUGACAAGGCGUACUCACUGAAGGAAACCACUGAGAUUCUUUCCUCUAUCCUUCAAAAGAAGAUAGAAUUUCACAAAGUUAGCACAGAGGAAUUCUUGGAACACAAUGCAGACAAAUACGAGGUUGCAGAAUGGUGGGCCACCAGCUAUCCAACGUUAGAAAGCGGCGGGCUAGGAGUUGUUGAUCCGGCACUCGAACGGCUACUGGGUAGAAAGCCGCGGGACUUUACAGAAAUGCUUAGGGAAACGCUCUCGAAUAGAACUGCCGGUGAUCAGGAACUCUCAGAGUGGUCUUCUCACUAAUGACAGAUUAACACAACACUAUGGCCACAUCACAUCGACCCUAUUGAAACAAAAUUCCUCUGGCAAUUUAUCAAAUAAAAUAUAACAAAAAUUUCAGGCUG
Molecule: messenger RNA, 1004 nt
Organism: Umbelopsis ramanniana AG
Lineage: Eukaryota; Fungi; Mucoromycota; Umbelopsidomycetes; Umbelopsidales; Umbelopsidaceae
Exons: 1
Coding region: 1-903 (300 amino acids)
Source: RefSeq, a predicted model, not a curated record